Pseudopodoces humilis (Tibetan ground-tit) is the source of this 2691-nucleotide messenger RNA. The record is from RefSeq and is a predicted model, not a curated record. NCBI's taxonomy places the organism in Eukaryota, Metazoa, Chordata, Aves, Passeriformes, Paridae.
AUGGGGGACUCGGGAUCCAGACGAGCGACUCUUGUGUCUCGGUUGCCGAUAUUCAGGAGAAGCGUUAGCCGGAGACACGACUCCCUGCCUUCCUCGCCUUCUUCUGCCAAUGCCAUUGGUGUCCACACCUCCUCUCCAUCCAGCACUAACUCCAGCUCAGGGAGCACAGGAAAGCGCCGGAGUAUUUUCCGCACUCCUUCCAUUAGCUUCCAUAACAAGAAAGGCAGUGAGCAGAAGCCUGACUCAGCGAGUCAGAAUGUUAACAUCUCAAAUGGUGCCCAGUCCUCUCUGAGCACUUUUCAAAAACUCAGCUUAGACGAGCACAUAAAAAGCAGAGGAAGGCAUUCAGUUGGCUUUGGCAGCUCCCGUAACAAGAAGAUAACAAGGUCUUUGACAGACGAUUUUGAAAAGGGAAAGGAGCCCUCUGCUAAUAAGAAUGUCUUUAUCAAUUGCAUAAGCUCUGGGAAGAAUGAGGGUGACGAUUCAGGCUUUGCAGAAGAGCGAAGCCGAUAUUCCGUCAAACAGUCCACACGAAAACUUCUUACUAAAUCUUUUUCAUCACACUACAAAUUUUCCAAACCAGUUCCAGAGAGUCAGUCGGUUUCCUCCGUGCAGCAGCCCAGGUGCUUUCUGGAAGUUAAAUCCUACGUGGAGAGCGAACCUGUGAUGGCCAAGUCGUCUCCUCCGUGCUCGGCUGAGACGACGGAGUGCAUGGGCAGCUCCCUGCAGUCCCCGCUGCUCUCGGCUGACCUCACGGCUGCCCAGACCCCCUCGGACUUUGUUGCUCUGACCGAGGACUCUGUUUCAGAGGCUGAUGCCCUGCCCAGCAGUGUGCCUGGGGCACUGCUUGCAGAGGAUUUUGGCCACGAUGUCUCUACCUCUCAGAUCUUCUUUAAUCCUGCUGCUGCUCCUGCGAGGGAGAUGGAUACUGUACAAAGCACUGGUCGUUCUGCUGGUGUAUCUCCUGUGAGUCAUGCAAGCUCGUGCAGCGUGGAAUCCAGUACCUUAUUCAAAACCUCAGUUCCUAAUCAAACAAAAGUGCUGUUGCAAGCCAAUGGACUACAUAUAAAUGAUGCCAGGCACAUAGAAAAAAUUAACUCAGAAAAUGCACAUCUAGAAACCUUGACGUUACAGCAUAGUGAAGAACCAGUGACACUCUCUCCAAAGGCAUGGGCCUUAAGUGAGAGCAGAGAUGAAAGCACUCCAUCCAAGCACAUAAGAGACGCAAUUCCUGUAGUGGAGUCGAAGACUGUUCCAUGUUCUGAACCUCAGUCCCUUAAAACCCAACAGGGUUAUGAAUCAAACCAUCCUAAAGUUGAUCUUGCCAGUAGCCUCAGUCCGUACCGGGAAGGCAGAUUUGUUGAGAAACGGCUGAGGUCCUCUUCAGAAGGUACAGCUGGGGGCAGCCGGCUGAUCAUAAAACCAAGGGAUGGAAAUGCAGAAGAGCUUAACAGCCUAAGGAAGCAGAGAGCAAGCUCAUCCUCUUCCAAAAUGAACAGCAUGGAUGUUUUGAAUAACUUGGGUUCCUGUGAGUUGGAUGAAGAUGACCUAAUGCUUGACUUGGAGUUCCUGGAAGAACAACAUCACCAUCAUUCUGUGUGCCGGGAAGACUCAUACCAGUCAAUAGUGUCAUGUGCUGCUGUAGUACUUACCCCUGUGGAGACGACAGUGGAUACAAGGAAAAAAGAGCAGAUGAUAAUGCCUGAUGUGUCCAAACAGAAUCUAUCCCUGAAGCUGUCGAAGGAAGUGGAGCAAGGAGAAGCCAGGUACCCUCGUGUCAGCCAGCUGGCUGGCAGCCCAUCUGUGGAGUGGCCUUUCACUGGUCUGGAAGAAGGUGGAGGCAUUGAGUCUCUGCCCUUCAGAUUGAUGCUCCAAGACUGCACGGCUGUGAAGACAUUGCUUCUGAAAAUGAAGAGGGUUCUUCAAGAGAGUACAGACAUGAGUCCAGCCAGUAGCACAACCUCCCUCCCUGUUAGCCCCCUUCCUGAGGAGCCAUUGUUUUUCAAGGAUGGAAUAAAAGAUGAAUGCUCACUGCUGAAGCUGCAGCUGAAGGAGAGAGAUGAACUCAUAGCUCAGCUUCGUGAGGAGCUGGAAAAGGCUCAGUGCUUUCAGAAGGUUCUUGCUUCCCAAGCAGAUAAAUCCACACAGACAGAACUCGUAGGACAUGAUGUAAUAAACCUGAAAUUAUUGGAGGUAGUACAAGGAAACAUGCAAACUACAUAUCCAGUCAGAAUGGUGAGCCAAAAUCUCAGCACAAGGGACAGAAAGUCAGCACAUACUCCCACCGAGGACCCUUUUAGACACACACCAGGCAACCAAGCAGCAGCGUACGAAAGCAAGAGCUGUCAGCUGUCUAAUUUGUGUCUGAGCAGCCUCCUGAAGGAGAAGGAGAUCGUGGAAGUCAUCAAGCACACGCGAGGCACGUACGAAAGCCUGGCUUCAGAGGUGACGCAGAACGGUUUGGCCCCCAGCACAGCAAAGCCGGCACCCACGGCUGACGGCUUCCCCAUGUUCUCAGGAGCUCCGAAGGACCAAAGCGCUGUGCCUCGGCAGCACACCACCUUCACAGGGAGACUGGGACAGCCCCCAAGGGGACCCAUCUCUUUACACAUGUACAGCAGGAAAAACGUUUUCCUCCACCACAAUUUACACACGGCAGAGCUGCAGACUUUAGGUCAACAGGAUGGCUAA